AAUGGGGAUCUCCACGGUCAUCUUCCAAAUAUGUCUUUUACUGGGUCCAGUUCUAUCUACAGAAAGCUCAGUGACAGAUUCAAUCAUAGAAGCCACUUCUGAAGAGACACAGACACCAGUUUCCCAAUCAGAUCUUCUCACAACACCUGGUCUGUGGAACCCCUUGACUACAGACUAUGGUUUGCCUCUGAGGCUGGUGAGCGGAGGUGACCGGUGUCAGGGCCGCGUGGAGGUCCUGUACCAAGGCUACUGGGGCACCGUGUGUGACGAUGACUGGGACACCCAGGAUGCAGAUGUUGUCUGUCGGCAGCUCGGCUGUGGCCUUGCGGUGUUGGCCCCGGGCGGGGCCUACUUUGGUCAGGGCUCGGGGAACAUUCUCUUGGGCUCCGUAUACUGCUCAGGAUGGGAGCCCUACCUGUCGAGCUGCUCCCACAGCGGGUGGUACAACCAUGAAUGUGGCCACAGGGAAGACGCUGGAGUUGUGUGCUCAGCUUCUUUGUCUCCCACGGAGGCACCCCUGGCAACAGCUGCGGUAGAAGAUAGCACUACAGAGGAUACUGGGACUACUGGUGCAAUAGCUACUCACACCCAGUCCACAAGCCAGCCAGGCACCUGGCUCCCCAACUCCGCACCUGUAACACCAAAUAUAGGGAGUGAGGCAGGUUUGGCCCUGAGGCUGGUGAAUGGAGGUGACCGGUGUCAGGGCCGCGUGGAGGUCCUGUACCGAGGCUCCUGGGGCACCGUGUGUGACGACGACUGGGACACCAAUGACGCCAACGUGGUGUGCAGGCAACUGGGCUGUGGCUGGGCCGUGUCGGCCCCGGGAAGUGCCCGCUUUGGUCAGGGCUCAGGGCCCAUUGUCCUGGACAACGUGCGCUGCUCCGGGCAUGAGUCCAACCUGUGGCGCUGCCCCCACAACGGCUGGAACUCGCACAACUGUGUCCAUAGUGAGGACGCCAGUGUCAUCUGCUCAGCUGCCCUGUCUCAGCCGACGACCACACCAGAUUGGUGGUAUACAAGUCCUUCCUACAGGAAUGAAUCAGGUUUGGCCCUGAGGCUGGUGAAUGGAGGUGACCGGUGUCAGGGCCGCGUGGAGGUCCUGUACCGAGGCUCCUGGGGCACCGUGUGUGACGACGACUGGGACACCAAUGACGCCAACGUGGUGUGCAGUCAGCUGGGCUGUGGCUGGGCCGUGUCGGCCCCGGGAAGUGCCCGCUUUGGUCAGGGCUCAGGGCCCAUUGUCCUGGACAACGUGCGCUGCUCCGGGCAAGAGUCCUACCUGUGGCGCUGCCCCCACAACGGCUGGAACUCGCACAACUGUGGCCACGGGGAGGAUGCCGGUGUCAUCUGCUUAGCCUCCCAGAGCACCUCUACUACCCCAGAUUGGUGGUACCCACAUACUACGACCACUGGGAGACCCUCUUCAAAUUGUGGUGGCUUCUUAUUCAAUGCCAGUGGGACAUUUUUCAGCCCAUCUUACCCUGGAUACUACCCCAACAAUGCUUACUGUGUCUGGGAAAUAGAAGUGAACCCCGGCUAUCGCAUAAAUCUGGGAUUCAACAGUCUGCAGCUGGAGGUGAACAGCAAUUGCAGUUUCGAUUAUGUCGAAAUCUCUGAUGGACCGCUGAACAGCAGUAACUUGCUGGGGAAGAUUUGUAAUGGCACCAGGCAAAUAUUCACCUCUUCUUACAACCGAAUGACCGUUCGAUUUCGAAGUGACAUCAGUAUCCAAAGCACUGGCUUUUCUGCUUGGUAUAACUCCUUUCCUCGAGAUGCCAGCCUGAGAUUAGUCAGUUCAAAUUCCUCCUACGGUGCCUGUGCCGGGCGUGUGGAAAUUUACCACAAUGGCAUAUGGGGGACGGUUUGUGAUGACUCCUGGGACAUUCAGGAUGCCCAAGUGGUCUGCAGACAGCUGCGGUGUGGAUAUGCAGUGUCAGCUCUGGGAAAUGCUCAUUUUGGGCCCGGCUCUGGUCCCAUCACCCUGGACGAUGUGGUGUGCUCCGGGACAGAAUCUACUCUCUGGCAGUGCCGGAACCGAGGCUGGUUCUCCCAUGACUGUGCCCACCGGGAAGAUGCCGGAGUCAUUUGCUCAGGAAGCUACCCAACAACACAGGCUCCCGUUUACAACGUCACCUACCCGAACACAAAUUACUCCUGUGGAGGCUUCCUGUCCCAACCAUCAGGGCACUUUUCCAGCCCGUUCUAUCCUGGGAACUAUCCAAACAAUGCCAAAUGCCUGUGGGACAUCGAGGUCCGAAACAACUACCGUGUGACUGUUGUCUUCAGAGAUGUCCAGCUUGAAGGAGGCUGUAACUACGACUAUAUCGAAGUGUUUGACGGCCCCUCCCACAGCUCCCCUCUGAUUGCCCGCGUUUGUGAUGGAGCCAGGGGCUCCUUCACUUCAUCAUCGAACUUCAUGUCCAUUCGCUUCGUCAGCGAUGGCAGCAUCACAAAGAGGGGCUUCCAGGUCGACUACUAUUCCCGUCCUUCCAAUGACAGCACCCAGCUGCUUUGUCUGCCAAAUCACAUGCAAGCCAGCGUGAGCAGGAGCUACCUCCAAUCCUUGGGCUACUCUGCCCGGGACCUUUUCAUUCCCAGCUGGAAUGAAAGCUACCGGUGUCAGCCCCAGAUAACGGCCAGCCAGGUGACAUUCACAAUUCCAUACUCAGGCUGUGGCACCAUCAAGCAGGCCAAUAAUGAUACCAUCAUCUAUUCCAACUUCCUCGAAGCAGCUGCUUCAAAUGCCAUCAUCAAGAGGCAUAAGGACUUCCGCAUUCAUAUCAGCUGCAGGAUGCUCCAGAACACCUGGAUUGACACCAUGUACAUUGCUAAUGACACCGUCGACAUCAAGGAAGUGCAGUAUAGCAGUUUCAACGUGAACCUUUCCUUUUAUACAUCAUCUUCAUUUUUGUAUCCUGUGACCAGCAGUCCGUACUAUGUGGACCUGAACCAGAACUUGUACCUUCAAGCUGAGAUCCUCCAUUCUGAUGCCUCCUUGGCCUUGUUUGUGGAUACCUGUGUGGCGUCCCCAUAUUCCAAUGACUUUACAUCUUUGACUUACGAUCUUAUCCGGAGUGGGUGUGCCAAGGACAGAACCUACCAGUCUUACUCUCCGCCCUCGCCUCGCAUUGCCCGCUUCAAAUUCAGUUCCUUCUACUUCCUGAAGCGCUUCCCCUCCGUGUACCUGCGGUGUAAAGUGGUGGUGUGCCGGGCGGACGACUACUUCUCCCGCUGCCGCAGAGGCUGCAUCGUGAGGUCCAAGAGGGACGUGGGCUCCUACCAGGAGAAGGUGGACAUCGUCCUGGGACCCAUUCAGCUGCAGGCCCCGCAGGCUGUGAAGAGGAGCCUGGCCAGGUGGCCGCCCUCCCGCCCCUAGGCCUGUGGCCCGCGCGGACCCGGGAUGAUUCUGUCGGUGUCGUGGUCCACCUCAAAUCGGGCACACCCACCGUGUGCCAGGCCUGCCGUGCCACACCGGGUGAUGCAGAGUUCACUAGAUCUGCUUCCCGCCUUCUUCCAUGGGCUCCCGGUCUACAGGGGACCGUGUGUAGUGCUUGGGCAAGAGAGUUCUCCCCCGUGACACCGAUACCUUUGUCCUCUGGGAUCUGAACUCCCAGAACCUCAUACUCCUCAUCUGUAACACAAAAAUGUUAACACUUCCCUAUUAGGACUGUUGAGGAGCUACAAUAAAAUAAUGUUAAACUGC
Molecule: messenger RNA, 3703 nt
Organism: Herpailurus yagouaroundi (jaguarundi)
Lineage: Eukaryota; Metazoa; Chordata; Mammalia; Carnivora; Felidae
Gene: DMBT1
Product: deleted in malignant brain tumors 1
Exons: 25
Coding region: 2-3376 (1124 amino acids)
Biological process (GO): defense response
Cellular component (GO): extracellular matrix; membrane
Source: RefSeq, a predicted model, not a curated record